AGAAAAAACACAAUGUCUUGGGUUUCCUGUGUUUCUGAACACAAGCGCAUGCUUAUUGACGAAAACUGCUGGUUACACGAAACAGGCUCAUGGAAAAAUAAAAACAAGAAAUGAAAUGAUAUCGGCAGUGAAAGCUGAAUAAGCAAUGAAGAAAUUGUUUGAGAAGGCAAAGCUUGAGAUCAAGUUCAGGAAGGCUGGAGAGGGRCAUACAUUAUCGGAGGACAAAUCUAGUAGGCCCUCAACAUCACACUCUAAUACAGGACCUACAAAUAGAAGUGUACCUUGUACUAGUGCACAGAGGGCAGGGGAGGCGGCCCUUCAGAGGUUUAGCCAACAAGAGAAAGCWUCCAAUAAAAAGCCUCAGUCAGCUACUGCGGCAUGGAAACAUGAAUCUCAACCUCAACCCAGCUCAACAAGCAGCUCGAGYUCAUCAUUAGAUUUUAAGAAGUUGAAAAAUGAAGUUCAAAGGGAAAUAGAGGCGGAUAAAGCAAAACAAACUGCAUCAUCUACUCCUGUUCCUAGAUUGACUCCAGCAGAGGCUCAGGAAGUAGAUGGUGCAUUAAGGCUUUCUGUGGAUGGCAUAUWYCUAAAKUGCCCCAURUGUUCAGUUAYUGCUCUUAAAAAAGACUUCAACAMUCAUCUCAAAGAGUGCCUGGAAAYACAAUAUACACAGAAUCCACAGUCGUCUGCCGCAACCAUGAUUCAUUCUCUAAAUUCAGAUAAAGAUAAAGUAAAAGCUUGUGUUGAUAUUAUUUGUAGAUAUAUUGAUAACGUGUGUAAGAAUCCUGGCGAAGAAAAGUUUAUGAAAAUAAGGCAAAGUAAUAAAAUAUUUCAGGAGAGAGUUGCACCUGUAAUUGGUUCAGUAGAGUUCAUAGCUAGCUGCGGAUUUGAAGAUAAAGAGCUUGAAGUAGAAGGUAAAACAGAAAAGUUCUAUAUCAUUCCUGCUGACAAGGCUGCYGACCAUGACACAUUGCAGACCUACAAGUCCAUCUUGACUGACACACAGCCUGUCAAAGGCACAUUAGAUAGAAACUGUAAGAUAUACAAACCUACAUCUAGGACUAUGCAGUUUGAAUUACCUGAAGACUUCUUUAGCUUGACUUCAGAUGAAGURAAGAGAGAAUAUCAGAACAAAUUAGAUGAAAUUGAAAAAAAUUCUCAGCUUAGAACCAAAGCAAUGAGAGAAGCAGAGAAGAAACCAAAUAAAAGUUAUCGCUUCACCUUGAUUAGGGUGAGGUUUCCAGACGGAACUAUCCUACAAGGAACAUUUUACACACACGAAAAGCUUCGAAACGUGUUUUCAUUUGUUCGUGAAUCACUAGAAUCAGACUGGCAGCCAUUUGUGCUGAGUGAGCCAACUGGUCAACUAACAAAAGAGGAAUCUACACUCCAUGAAUUAGGACUUGUUCCUGCUGCCGUAGUCAAUUUUGCUUGGGAUGCAARCAUAAUGGCAGACAUUGUUGCUGCUACUGGUUCAGUUCAACAGGGAAGUUAUUUGAAGAAAGACUUGAUGGCCUCAAUUCAAGAACUUACAUAGCAAUUCAACUAGAGUGAUGGCAUUAAAUCCAUGAAACAAAGACUACUUGUUGUCUAAUGGUAGUUGUUUAACAACUGUAUUAGUCCCAAGAUAAGUUAUAACACAAUAAGUUAUAAGACUUAAUUCCUUUGUGUUUCCCUUUCUUGAAAACAAAAAAGUAAAAUCAUGGAUUCAAUGACGUCUCUCUUUGCCGGCUGAAUAAUAGUUUCAGGGAUUCAAUUAAAUUCAUGGUGACUAAGAUAAUAAUAAUAAAAUAAUUAUAAACAUCCGGAGGACUACAACUCUUGCAAUUCAAAUCUCUUUAUUUAUUGUAACAAGAACUCAUUGUUUAUUCUAUAUUUUUUUUAGUCAUGUGGACAUUUUGUUAUAAAAAUUGAUUGAUGAUAUUAUUCAUUGCAAACAGAGACGAAAAUGGUUGUUCUAAACUCCCUUGCCUUUGUUGGUGAAAACGUAAGCAUUAAACUAGUCUGACUUUGA
Messenger RNA from Exaiptasia diaphana, 2014 nucleotides. RefSeq names its product UBX domain-containing protein 6. The record is from RefSeq and is a predicted model, not a curated record. Gene Ontology annotation, cellular component: cytoplasm. Gene Ontology annotation, molecular function: protein binding. The coding region runs from base 146 to 1537 and encodes 463 amino acids. Lineage: Eukaryota; Metazoa; Cnidaria; Anthozoa; Actiniaria; Aiptasiidae. The transcript has 12 exons.